UUGCUGCAGGCCGCAGCCGUUAGUACUUGUGGGAAGUCCGGACUUUACCGAGUCAGCAUCGUGGUCACGUCACUACCUUUUGUAAUUGUACACUUUCCGGGAAUACCCUGAACGCAUCACAAUCAGACAGCACAAAGUCCAACAGGCAGAGGAGAGAAGAGCGACCGCAGUGUAACAGAAGUGAAAGUGACACAGGCGAGCUAACGCUGAAAAAAAAAAAAACCCAAGACGUUGAACCACUUUGUUUUAGGUGGAACAUUCAGCAAAGGUUUGAAACUAGAGAGCUGGUAUGCUGUAUUUCCUGUUUUUAAAGUUGACUCGAGUCGCACUAUAAAUGUACUGGAUCCGGUGACAGCUUCGACACAAAUACAGCAAGAGACGCAACAGACAUGGAGAAUGGGAAGACCCGCUUGCAGCAGGCCCAGGAGGAGGUGGAGGAGGUGAGGGUCAUCAUGUUGGACAACCUGAACAAGGCUGAUGAGAGAUCUGGAAAACUGGGCGAACUGGAGGAUAGGGCUGAUGAUCUCCAUGCAAAGAGUAAACAAUUUGAAAAGACUGCCAACCAGGUGAAGCAAAAGAAAAUGUGGGAGAACAAGAAGAUGAAAGUGAUGUUCAUUGCCAUCGGCGUGGUAGCAGCACUCGUCAUUGUUGGACUUAUAAUCGCAGCUAUUGUAGGAUGGUAGCUCCUUUGCUUGUGGACUGGACUGUGGGACAUGUGGACAAAGAUAAAAGGUCCAGGAAAAGAAGAGUGCAAACUGUGGGACUCUAACCUGAACCGCUUAGUCUGUGAUUUCUGUGUUUAACAAUAUUUAUGGGAGUAUCGGUCCCACCAUUCGUUAGUGUAAGUCUUCAGUUAAUAUGGUACCAUUGAUUGCUCGGUUGCUUUGCUGCUUUUUUAAAUAACUUUUCAAAGGUCAUGUCUCUGUCAGGCCCACAUUGGAAGGACACACAGAUCUUAGAUCUUAGAAUUAGAUCUAAAUAAAACGUGCUCUGGCACUACCCCACCCAAACAAUGAAUAACUAGUAUUUUAACCAAACAUUAUUGGGCUGCUAUAUUUGUACUAUUUGUUUGUACACUGUGGUUUAUGUUCAGAGGAACAGAUAGCUGCCAUCAGUAGAUGUUUUACUGAGGAAUGAAUUUAUUUCACCAUCUAUUCAAGAGAUUAUUUCAGUCAACUCAGUUAACUGAGUAAGAAGACAGAAGAAACCUGAACAGGUGUCAAAACUGGUUAAUAUAUAUAGCUUCAGAUAGCUUGAAAUUGGAAAAAAUUAACUUUUGUAUUGUCACAUAAAAUGUAAUCCGUGAAAAGUAAAAUGCCUAUAUCAUUAAAAUGGGUUUAAUGUGCAAAA
Molecule: messenger RNA, 1350 nt
Organism: Centropristis striata (black sea bass)
Lineage: Eukaryota; Metazoa; Chordata; Actinopteri; Perciformes; Serranidae
Gene: vamp5
Product: vesicle-associated membrane protein 5
Exons: 3
Coding region: 390-683 (97 amino acids)
Biological process (GO): SNARE complex assembly; vesicle-mediated transport; vesicle fusion
Cellular component (GO): SNARE complex; plasma membrane
Molecular function (GO): SNAP receptor activity; syntaxin-1 binding
Source: RefSeq, a predicted model, not a curated record